This is a messenger RNA of Rubroshorea leprosula, 1062 nucleotides long. Lineage: Eukaryota; Viridiplantae; Streptophyta; Magnoliopsida; Malvales; Dipterocarpaceae. The record is from the annotation of a GenBank genome assembly.
GGUUUGAAAUUCGAAUGCAAAAAUAGCUCGGUUUCUGAGUGUUUUUGAAAUUUGAGUCAUGGAAACAAACACAUGCUCAAUUUUUAUCCUAUGCUUGACAAUGGCAGCAAUUCUGUUCCCACAUUGUGUAGAUGCAAAAAGAACAAUAGGCGUAGCCAAAGUCUCCAAACAUACAACAAGUUCAAGCUCGGUCCUGAAGCGCAGAAACAAAUUGGAAUUCAUGAGCACAAUAAUGAGCCUAGUGACUGAUCAGGCCACGGAUUCCUCAUCUAAUAUGCAAACUUAUGGUGUAAGCUCUCCAUUUUCUUUGCCGCCUUUCGACUCACUAUCACCAAUUUCAUUGCCGGAAACUCCCUCCUGUGUUUAUCCACCUUUUACACCUCAAACACCCCCUACAACCGUCCCAGCUCCUGGUGGAACCACCACAGCCCCACCAUUCUACUACCUCCCACCAGUUUUCCCUGGCCAAAGCCCACCAAGUCCACCUGGAUCUGUAACCCCAAAUCCACCAGUGAUAACACCUAACCCACCUGAAACAGUACCUAGCCCAACAACUUACAUUCCAAGCCCACCUUAUUACGAGCCAAGUCCACCAGAAAUUGUCUUUCCAAGCCCACCAUCUUACAUUCCAUCACCCUCUGGCAUUAUCCCUAGUCCACCAGUGUUCCUCCCGCCAAUUGUAUACCCUCCACCAACAGUGCCACCACCACCUCCAAGUACGGCACCGAGCACGCCCCUUUGGUGCGUGGCAAAGCCAACGGUGCCCGACCCAAUCAUUCAAGAAGCCGUGAACUAUGCUUGUGCAGCCGGAGCAGAUUGUGACUCAAUCCAGCCAAAUGGAAAAUGUUUUUUGCCCAACACAUUAUAUGCACAUGCUUCUUAUGCCUUCAAUAGUUACUUUCAAAGGUCCAAAGUCGCUGGAGGCACGUGCGAGUUUGGAGGCACAGCUAUGCUUGUCACAGUUGAUCCAAGCUAUGAUGGUUGCCAUUUUGAGCUCUAUUAAUUGGCAAUGACAGAGCACUCUUGGAUGCAGGCUCAGAGAUAUAAAUUAAUCUCUUGGGA